UAUAUACAUGUAUUUGCACACAUACAGUGAACCAUUAUUCAAGUUUCCUCAGUAAGAGAGUCCAGAAUGAAAUCGCUCAGAACCGGAAAUCCGUAAAGAUGGACCAAAUUCAACACAAAUUCAUCAACAUAGGAGGCCUCAAGCUUCACGUCGCCGAUGUCGGAACCGGUCCUAACGUUGUCGUAUUCCUGCACGGCUUCCCUGAGAUCUGGUACUCUUGGCGUUACCAGAUGAUCGCCCUUGCAGGUGCCGGCUUCAGAGCCGUUGCCCCCGAUUACAGAGGCUACGGCCUUUCUGACCCGCCGCCCGAACCCGAUAAAACCUCCUUCUCUGACAUUACCAAUGACCUACUCGGAAUGCUCGAUGCACUUGCUCUUGCUAAGGUUUUUCUCGUUGCAAAAGACUUUGGAGCUCGACCUGCAUAUUUACUUGCAGUUCUACACCCUGAAAGGGUCCUAGGUGUUAUCACAUUGGGAGUUCCAUACCGUCCUCCUGGCCCCUCUCAGUUCCACAAAUACCUUCCUGAAGGCUUCUACAUUACAAGAUGGAAGGAACCAGGAAGGGCGGAGGCUGAUUUUGGGCGAUUUGAUGUAAAGACAGUUGUGAAAAAAAUUUACAUCCUCUUCUCAAGAAGUGAGAUACCUAUAGCUGAGGAAAACCAGGAGAUUAUGGAUUUGGUAGAACCAUCAACCCCUCUUCCCCCUUGGUUUACAGAGGAAGAUCUUGCAGCAUAUGGAGCGCUGUAUGAGAGAUCUGGAUUCCCAAAUGCAUUGAAGGUUCCAUACAGGUCAGUGGUUGAAGAGUACAACUUACCAGAUCCAAUAGUGAAAGUUCCAGCACUAGUGAUUUUUGGUGAAAAGGAUUACUUUCUGAAAUUUCCAGGGAUUGAGGAUCUCAUAAAGAGUGGAAAGGCCAAAGAAUAUGCCCCCAACUUGGAAAUGACUUUCAUUCCGGAGGGAACCCACUUUGUUCAAGAGCAAUUCCCAGAACAAGUUAAUCAGCUCAUCCUUGACUUCCUUGGGAAGCACCUUUGAUUGUGGAACCAUGUUGAAAGUCUCAAGUUAAAAUUUCUAGGAGACAGAGACAUGCUUACGAAUCCUAGGAAUUUGCUAUAAAUGUUUCUGAAUAAAAUUAUGUAACAUGUAGCCCUGUGUGACAAAUAUCUAAACCAUAUAAAUUGUGUCCGUGUGUUGUGGCUGAAGUUCCAGUCA
Messenger RNA from Prosopis cineraria, 1211 nucleotides. RefSeq lists its product as uncharacterized. The coding region runs from base 99 to 1034 and encodes 311 amino acids. Gene Ontology annotation, molecular function: hydrolase activity. The transcript is spliced from 5 exons. The record is from RefSeq and is a predicted model, not a curated record. NCBI's taxonomy places the organism in Eukaryota, Viridiplantae, Streptophyta, Magnoliopsida, Fabales, Fabaceae.